AUGAGGACUGCCACGAACACGAUGGUGUUGAACCAUUGCCUCGCAGACACGUUCCUGGUUUUGUCAGACAUUGCGUUUUAUGUAACGCCAGCUUACAUCCCAAGUCUGAUGGACGGCGAUGUCUUUUGCACUCUGUCAGCUUUCUUCGAUAGCUUGUUCAAAGCAGCUUCGAUUCUAAGCAUGUGCGGCAUAGCGCUCGACAGAUACGUUCACCUGGUUAGAAACUCUCGUAAGCGAAUGUCCAAAGAGCGAACAAUGGUGGUCAUAACUUGGUGCUGGUUGCAGUCUGCAGUCGUGGCGACUCCAUGGAACAAACUGGCAAGACUCGAGAAAAUUGUAAACAAGGGAGCUUUAUGCCAUACACUCCCACGCCUUUUCGAGGCUGGAUUACCGUUAAAAGCCCUGUCCGUGUUCUACAAGAUGGUCUCCGUUCUCCUUCCUUUACUCGGUAUCUGCUACGUUUCUUACCGCGUUUUUAGUACAGUGCGGCGGAGACGGAAAGUUAAAACACACGAAGGUUCAUUACAAGUCGCAAACCGAGUCCCUUCGGAAAGUUUCGUGACGCGCGCGCAUGCCAGAUCACCGAUUACGGCCAUCAUCUUGCUCCUGGUGUAUAUUUUAUGCAUGACACCGUUUUUCGUCGCAAUUGUUUGGACGAUGUUCCCGAAAACUCGUGUUCUCGCCCCCGGGACGGCAUUUGCUGUGUACUUCUUGUUUCGUCUGAAAGGAUCUCUAUUACCAAUCCUCUACAUCUUGAGAAACCGUUUCGUUCUCAGCUACCUUCACAAACUUGUGUGCUGUAGUUUUGCAAAGAAGGCAGGUAUUGCGGAAUAUUCGAACGCGUCUGUUACGAACAAUUUAGGAGGUCGUGCAGAGUGGAACUGGGUUUCACCAAGGCAAGCAAGAGGCGGGAAUGGUUUUAACAGAAGAGGAGUGAGACAGGAGUCAAGAGUAUUCUAUGGAGUAAAAACCCUGACAGUAACUUUUGAUUUUACUGAUCUCAAAAGAGCAAGAGGAAACUCUCGUGUAUAA
Molecule: messenger RNA, 1032 nt
Organism: Orbicella faveolata
Lineage: Eukaryota; Metazoa; Cnidaria; Anthozoa; Scleractinia; Merulinidae
Product: probable G-protein coupled receptor 135
Source: RefSeq, a predicted model, not a curated record